Messenger RNA from Scleropages formosus (Asian bonytongue), 3110 nucleotides. RefSeq names its product ADAM metallopeptidase domain 8a (gene adam8a). Gene Ontology annotation, biological process: proteolysis; positive regulation of membrane protein ectodomain proteolysis; inflammatory response. Gene Ontology annotation, molecular function: metalloendopeptidase activity; cell adhesion molecule binding. Lineage: Eukaryota; Metazoa; Chordata; Actinopteri; Osteoglossiformes; Osteoglossidae. The record is from RefSeq and is a predicted model, not a curated record. The transcript is spliced from 25 exons. The coding region runs from base 88 to 2685 and encodes 865 amino acids.
GGCGGGGCUUAGGGUAAACUUUUAAAUAAGUUUGUGCAGCUUUGCGGAGCUUUUAUUUAAGAUUUUCAGGAGGUGCCUUCCUACAUCAUGCGGCACAACUCACCUUUUUGGUUGCUCUUCCUAAGCAUUUCUUCCUGGGGACUGUGUGUCAGAAGUUCCCUCUCACUACCUCACGUGAAGGAGUACGAUGUUGUCACACCUCAGAAACUGGGCUCUCACACUAAGCGGAGCUCCUCCGCAACACAGACAUAUCCAGAUGAGCAGCAGUACAGUUUGACAAUAGAAGGAAAGAACUACACUGUCUAUCUUGAAAAGAAUAAGCUUCUUUUGGGAAGCAAUUACACUCUGACAAGCUACUUGGAAAAUGGGUCAGAGGUGACUGUGUCUCCAGCUUAUAGGGACCACUGUUAUUAUCAUGGACACAUCCAAGAUGUUGAAGAUUCUGCUAUCAGUGUCAGCCUCUGUAGUGGAAUACGGGGCUUUGUAAGAGCACAGCAUCAGGUCUACCUCAUUGAGCCCCUGGAGGGGUCAACAGAAGGGGAGCAUGCCCUCUAUAGACAGGAGCAUCUCAGGAGGAGGAGGAGGGCAGCAUGCGGCCAUUCCAAUGGCACCGUAUAUGACCUCAGCCCUCGCAUCUCUGCACUCUUUAAAGAGAAACCCAGGCAUCUUUUAGGACCCCAGGUUACAAGAUUUGUGGAGAUGUUCUUGGUGGUUGACCACUCAGAGUUUAAGAAUUUUGGGAGAAGUAUGCAAACAACUGAAUCCAGGAUGCUAGAAAUUGCAAAUCAUGUUGAUAAGUUGUAUCGGCCCCUGAACAUCCGUGUCAUGCUUGUGGGCCUGGAGAUCUGGACCGACAGGGACCAGAUCGAUGUCAGCCCGGAUCCAGAUGAAACCUUGACAAGAUUUCUCAAGUGGCGCAGGGAAAGCCUCCUCAAAAAGAAGAAACAUGAUAAUGCACAGUUUGUCACUGGUGUAGAGUUUGAUGGUCCUACUGUUGGCUUGGCAACUAAAUUUGCAAUGUGUACUGAAAGCUCUGGUGCAGUGAAUGAGGAUCACAAUAAGAAUCCCAUUGGUGUAGCAUCUACCAUUGCUCACGAGAUGGGCCACAACCUGGGGAUGUCUCACGAUACCGCUUCCUGUCUUUGUGGACCGUCAUUGUCUUCCAAGAAAUGUGUCAUGUCAGAGACUGUUGGACUGGACUACCCAGAGUUCUUCAGUACCUGCAGUCAGGCAGAACUGAAGUCAUUCUUGGAGACCACCAAUCCAUCAUGCCUAUUGAAUGUACCAGAAACAGAUCAGCUGUUUGGAGGUCCCGUAUGUGGCAAUGCCUUUGUGGAACCAGGAGAGGAAUGUGACUGUGGUACCGUUGAGGAGUGCAGGAACCCCUGCUGUAAUGCCAGUACCUGUCGGCUGGCAGAAGGAGCUGAGUGCGCAGAGGGAGAGUGCUGCUCUCAGUGCCAGUUCAAACCAGCUGGGAGCCUUUGCCGAAAUAGCGCCGGUGACUGCGACCUGGUGGAGUACUGCACAGGGCAGGUGGCACGCUGUCCCAAGGAUGCCUUCAAAAUGAAUGGGAUUCCCUGCAACUUUAAUCAAGGCUACUGCUACAACGGACAAUGUCCCACAUUGACGCAGCACUGCAGGAGGCUGUGGGGAGCAGGUGCACAAGUGGCUGUGGAUGCAUGUUUUCAGCAGAAUGUUCGUGGUACCAAGGAAGCAUAUUGCAAGAAGAUCAACAAUGACUAUCAGAGCUGUGCAUUCAAGGAUGUGAAAUGUGGAAAAAUAUUCUGCACUGGAGGGAAUGAAUACCCCAUCACUCGGCACAAGGCCACCCUCUCCCUGGGGAGAACACGGUGCAACAGUGCUGUAGACCUGUCUGAAGCUGACGAUCUGGGGAUGGUUCCAACGGGAACCAAGUGUGGACUUGGCAAGGUCUGUUAUGACAACACCUGCCAGGGCAUUGAAAUCUAUGGCACCGAGGGCUGUUCUGCAAAAUGCAACAACCAUGGGGUCUGCAACCACGAGAAUCAGUGUCACUGUGACCCUGGUUGGGCAACUCCUUACUGCAACGUAAAACUUUCUGAAUUCUCUACAGAUUUUGACAUUCUGGUGGUCUAUGUGACCACUGCAGUGGCUGUGUUUCUGGUCCUGGUUGCUGGAAUUAUAGUAUAUUCCAUGAAAAGGAAGAGGAACUUGUACCCCAGAAAAACAUCUGUGCUCUUUCUCCACAGAAAAGCCCCACACAGCUCAGGUCUGUGUAACCCGCUGUUCCAUGACAGCAGUGCUAGGGGCAGCCCGUCGUGUGGGACCCCUCAGAUUAGCAGGCCAACCUUCAUCGAGUCUUCAGUUAAACAGAAGUGCAGUCCAUUGCACAUCACAGUGGUGCCAACCCGACCUGCCCCAGAGCCACCACAAAAACCAGCACAGUCUAAUUCACAAUUAGGACAGAUGGCUAAACCCACUAUUCCACCUCCUGCCAUCCCAGAAAAACCUGCUCUUUCUCAGGCCAAACCAUUACCUCCUUCAAGACCGCUACCACCACUGAAUUUAAAACCAGUUGGCAUGCUAAGCACAAGCCCACCAGUGCCCCCCAUGAAGCCUUCUUUAACACAAUCUCAAUGGAAGCAGCACACCCAGAUUCAAGGAGGGAGGCUGGCUGCACCCACCCCCCCUUUGAAGCCACGCUGAAGAAUUUUUGGUGCUGCAGCAACUGUUUGGAACAUUGUAGGCCUUGUUGGCCUGAAGGUUUUUUUCCUGCCUAGGAAAUUGACUGUAAAGAUGAGGCAUGUUAUGCCAGUCCAAUGCAUUUUCAUGUACCUUUUAUGGAAUGCAAGCACUAUAGUGGUCUUUAAUGAGAAGGACCUUUUUAAUUUAAAAGUGCAGUUUUUACAAAUGUGUGUUUACAAAUACAGCGUCUUAUGUUCCAUUUACCUAUGGUACCCCUGUUUCACAAACACAGGAGUAUUUUGUUAUACCUCCUUGGCUGCUCCUUUUUUUCAUGUGCUGGAAGUGCAAGAAACCUGAAGGUGUUUUUAUCAGAUAUUUUACUUAAAAUAUGAAGGCAGUUACAUUCAACUGACUGUUUCAGAAAAUGGGUAGCCUGCCAAUCUUCA